AUUGUGCGGUGGGGAAGAGGGAUGGAUUUGUAAACCCUGGAGCGAGGUUCUGCCUACCUGAGGGCGCUACUGUACGGAGACCCUGGAUGAAGCCACCAUCACCAUGUCUGACCAGGAGGCAAAACCUUCAACUGAGGACUUGUGGGAUAAGAAGGUAGGAGAACACAUUAAACUGAAAGUCAUUGGACAGGAUAGCAGUGAGAUUCAGUUCAAAGUGAAAAUGACAACACACCUCAAUAAACUCAAAACAUCAUACUGCCAAAGACAGAGUGUUCCAAUGAAUUCACUCAGGUUUCUCUUUGAAGAUCAGAGAAGUGCUGAUAAUUACACUCCAAAAGAAAUUGGAAUGGAGGAAGAUGUGAUUGAAGUUUAUCAGGAACAAUGA
Messenger RNA from Neofelis nebulosa (Clouded leopard), 385 nucleotides. Its product is annotated as small ubiquitin-related modifier 1-like. Gene Ontology annotation, biological process: protein sumoylation. The record is from RefSeq and is a predicted model, not a curated record. Bases 104 to 385 code for a protein of 93 amino acids. Gene Ontology annotation, cellular component: PML body; nucleus. Gene Ontology annotation, molecular function: ubiquitin-like protein ligase binding; protein tag activity. Lineage: Eukaryota; Metazoa; Chordata; Mammalia; Carnivora; Felidae. The transcript has a single exon.